Molecule: messenger RNA, 697 nt
Organism: Amphimedon queenslandica
Lineage: Eukaryota; Metazoa; Porifera; Demospongiae; Haplosclerida; Niphatidae
Product: BAG family molecular chaperone regulator 1-like
Exons: 6
Coding region: 80-661 (193 amino acids)
Biological process (GO): protein stabilization
Cellular component (GO): membrane; cytoplasm; nucleus
Molecular function (GO): protein-folding chaperone binding; adenyl-nucleotide exchange factor activity
Source: RefSeq, a predicted model, not a curated record
UGGUACACACCCUAAACAGGGUGGGGUUUAGGUGUGGUCAAUAGGAUACUGAUUGGAUCUUGUUUGUCUUUUUCAGGUCAUGUCUAACUCCAUCAACAUUCAUGUCAGUCAUGGAUCAAAGGUAGAGGAUAUAUUGCUGGAGGAUCCUGAUAGCACUAGCAUUGGCGACUUGAAAGCUAUUAUUCAUGAAAAGUUUGGAGUUCCUAUUGAAGCACAGAAACUAAUAUUUAAAGGAAAGACUCUUAGGAAAGAAGAUGAGUUAGUCAGUGAAGCAGGAAUAAAGAAUAAUAGCAAAAUAAUGCUAUUGGGAAGAAAGACUGAUCCAGCUCAAGACGAGUGUCUCAAGAAGCUUGACAAUAUUUCAGAAUCAACAAAUACUAUUGAGAGAAAGAUUAAGAAGGUUGAACAAGAGCUGGAGGGGAUUGAAAAGGGUUUCCUGUUGUCAGAGCUAGUCUCUGAAUCUUGUGAUAAGUUACGUAAACAAAGUUUGUCGUGCAAUGAGAAUUUAAUGAAGAAUCUAGAGGAACUAGACACUAUAGUACCUUCUGCCACAGAAACUCUUGUGAGAGGAAAGAGAAGGACACUAGUGGUACACAUUCAAUCAUUAAUGGUACUAACUGAUAAGAUAACUGAUAGAAUUGCCACUGCAAGCACAAAAUAAUUAUUUUGUUUACUAUACAUGCAUAUCAAUGAAUCU